This is a messenger RNA of Funneliformis geosporum, 2426 nucleotides long. The record is from the annotation of a GenBank genome assembly. Lineage: Eukaryota; Fungi; Glomeromycota; Glomeromycetes; Glomerales; Glomeraceae.
AUGCCUCGUUCAAAUAAAGUUAUUAAAUCUUGUAAAAAAGCACGUCUUGCUAAAUUAUCUAAACCUCGUAAACCAUUAAUUCCAAUUGAUAAUAAUUCUAUUAUUAAUUCUAUUACAACACCACUUGAUACUAAUUCUGCUAUAAUUCCAAUCAAUAUAAAUCCUAAUUUGUUAAAUAUUUCUAUUCCUAAUAUACAACCGACACCUCAACUUAAUUCUAAAGCUGAAAGAAUAAAAAAAGAUUUAAUUGAUAAAAUCAAUAAUUUACCUGAAAAAGAACUAAUAUCAUAUUCCAAAUUAUUAAUUAAUAUGAUAUAUAAAGAUGGAUCACAUAAAGAUGAAAUCUUAUCUCCUUACCUGCAAAAAAAAGCCAUGGAAUGGAUACUUGCAAAUCGAGGAAAACCCAACAUUAAUCCUCAUGAAAAAGAUCAAAAAAUUCGAUUAUUAAAACGAAAAAUACAUAAUCUGACCUUUAAAGUAAAAUCUCUUACAGCUAAACUUAAAUAUGCUCAAAGAUUUAAAGCUGUUCAUAUUUCCCGAAUUCGAUCAACUGUCAGAAAAAAAAGAAAUAUUUCAAAUAAAGAUAUAAAAAAUACAAUAAUCAAAAAGAUUAAAAAUAAAAAAACCUAUACUCCUGAAUUUGUUUCUUUAGCUACAGAUUUAAGUAAUGUAGGCCAGAUGUCAUUAGCUUCUACAGUAAAAUGUACAAAAGAAAUGGUAACCUUCCUUACUGGUGAUUCUCCUGAAUCAUGGUUAUCCUCUAGUAAUUUAUCUCGAUGGAAUACAGAGGUAGCCCAAAUCUCAAUACAAGAAAAUUUGCCUGAAUUUACUAAUAAAUUUGAUUCAUAUGGUAUUAUGGCAGAUGAAAGUACAAGAGGAGAAAAAAAAAUAUUUUUAAUAUGUAUAUCUUACUGGAGUGAUAAAAAACAACAACCUAUGCUUACUAUACUUAGCAUGAAAGAUUUAGAUCGUUGUUCAGCAUCUAUAGUAUCUUCUAGUGUUGGAGAAACUAUUAACAUGCAUUCAUUAAAUCCAGCUAAAUGCCAAUAUUGGCUUACUGAUAAUACAGCUUAUAUGUCUGGAUCAAAAGGCGGAGCUGUAGUUGAAUUCAAUAAGUUAUAUUCUGCAAAAGCUACUCGAAUUCCUUGUGGAUUGCAUGUAUUACAUAUAGCUUCAGUAACUUUUGACAAUAUAACUUUUGGAAAGAUUAAUUCUCCUUCUGGACUUUCUUUACAUCCGCAUCCAUUUAAUGUACUUAAUUUAGCAUAUCAUCUUCAUUGUGGAUAUAAUGAGUCUAAUAAAGAUAAUCCAUUAAAUAUGAAAACAAAAACAAUUAAUGAAUUAUAUAUGACAUUAAUGAAUUACAAUCUUAAAAGAUAUCAAAAACCUAUUUCUAGUCGCUGGUUAUAUCAAUUAACUACAGCAAGACAAUAUUUAAAUAAUAGAGAUUCUCACCUUCAAUUUUCUAAAUGGUUUGUUCAUCAUUUAACGGAUGCUAGUAAUGUUCCAGAAGGAUAUCUAAAAAAAUGGAAAACAUUUCAUGAUUUUUUACAAAAUGAUAAACUAAAUAUAGAAAUUCAAGUUAUGGUUCAAUUUGGUGAAUAUUUUUAUGAAAAAAUAAUGUUUUUCUUAAUUAGUAAAAAUAAUAGUACUUAUCCUCUUCCAAAUGGGUUCAGAGCAAGUGAAAUGCCAGAUAAAGUUGAACAAUGGAUUGAUGAAUUUCAAAUUGCUAUUGAAAAUCCAAGUGAAGUUUUUGUAGAAGAAUUGCUAUUGGCUUAUGAAAUCCUCUCUGAAGAUGAAUUCUAUAAUUUAGAAAUUAGAAUCAAAAGCGGAUUAAUAAAGGCAUUAAAAGCAUUCAAACGAUGGAUGGAUCCAUGGAUGCAUUUACCUCUUUCUAUAUGCCGACUUGGAGGAAUUCAUGGUCCUGAUUUUGCAGUUGCCAUUGUUAAAGUUAUAUUAAAUAUUCCACUUUUACAUGAACCUACAAGUAUACAAAAAAAAUAUAUAGAUGGAUUAAUAAAUGAUCUGAAUGUUGGAAAAGGGGAUUCCUUUGGAUUGUUUCAAGCAUUAGAGGAUAAUGAAUUUCAAGAGCAAUUUCUAACCUUUUCACAAAACACCCAUGUCGAAUUACCUAAUUAUUUAUUAGUAUAUGAGUUUGUUAAAUAUAGAAUUUGGCCUAUAAUUGUCCAUCAACAACAUCUUGAGGGAAUGUUUAAUAAAUACGACCUCAAAAUUCAUCCUAAUAUGUCUUUAGAUCUACAAGAGGCCAGACUGCAACUCUCAGGACCCAAAACCCUCGGAACUUUACUUACCAAAGAAAAAUUAAUGGAGAUUCGUGUGAAAAGAAAGGAGGAAAAAAGAAUCUCUGAAAAUGGCCUUACUAGCCUUACUAAUGGAGAGGAAGCCGCGACAAAAUUGCUUGAAAA